CCUUUAAAUGAAUUCAUUAAACAGAGGGCAGACAGCGGCAAUAGCACCAGGGGCAUGUGGACACACCACAUUUGGACCAACGGCGCUGUCAGUAAAGGGAAGUAAAUACUGGAAUGGCCCACCACUUGCAAUACGGGAGUGCCCCACAUAUCCCAAACUCAUCUUAGACAAUGGCUCAAGGCAAACCACAGCUGUGUUCACCUUUAACCGGUCAAGGUGUGCAAUUUUAUUUUGUCCUUUCCUACUUCUGUAUUUAUAUAUUUGAAUAUUUGUAUUUGCAUAUUGUUAUUUUUACUCUUUCUGUUUUUGUUACCUGCCUAGGGACUACAGAUAUAAAUUAGCAUUUUUGCUUUACAUCCUGUAUUUUAUACUGAUGUUCAUUAAUGUGCUCUGCCCCGAUCAGACAAACAAACAAAUAAAUAAAUACUUUACUGCUUCUAGUUCCUCUCACAUAAUCAUGUCUAAUAUCUGGCAGGGAUGGUGUGUCCAUAUUGGACAAAAAUAUUUGUACAUUUGUGGCUACAAACUGCACAUUAUUCCACUUUAAUAUAAGGAGAAGACGUCAUCCGAUUGCUGUUUUCUAAUACCACAAAGUGAAUUAUAGCAGUACUGAUACAAACAUAUCAUUUAAAAGUUGGCAUAGGGAAUGAACUUUCAUGCUUUCCUUAGUGCUAAUCUUUUGAAACUGAUCCAAGGAAGUAAAGACUUACUGGCACUACCACAUACCACAGCACAGGACAAAUAUGCAAAGGCACGACCUUGUUCAAAACCAUGUCAUGCUUUUAAAACUUAAAGUCUCUUUUUCAUGCAAACUCAGAUAUGUAAGCCAUUUUCUCCAACCCUGUUGGUCUUUUGUGAUUUUGGAGGGACUAUAGGAGAGCAGGCCAGCAAGGCAUUAAGCAAAUAUGUAUAAGAACAUGUUUCUUCAUUGUUGCUUUAUCAGGGAUAGUCCCCGUCACCAUGUUCAGUUUCCUGAUUGAGUAAGUGAAUUAUAUACCAUGUGCCUCCCUUCCUCUUGUACUCAGUCAGACUGACAGACACAUCAGGAGAAACCAUCUGACACUCACAAGCUUCUGCUUCAGCCAAGAUGUUGCUGUGCUAUUGGCUGGCUCUGGUGGCUUUCAUCCCUGCGACUUUAAGCGUCAAUCCUGGAGUAAAGGUCAAACUCACAAAAAAAGGCCUUGAAUAUGGGAGACAACUGGGGAUGGUUUCCAUCCAGCAGAAACUCAAAAGCAUCAAAGUCCCAGAUGUUUCAGGCAAAAAGAGAGUGUCUCCCAUUGGCAAAGUCCGGUACAGCUUGUCAAAUAUGCGCAUAGUGAAUGUGGGAUUACCGAAGUCUUCAGUGGAUCUAGUGCCAGGGACUGGUGUCAGACUGUCUAUUGGUAACGCCUUCAUCAGUCUGCAUGGAAACUGGAGGGUCAAAUACCUCAGAAUAAUAAAGGACAGAGGCUCUUUUGAUUUGAACGUGAAUGGAGUCACUAUCACCACAACUAUUGCCAUCAAGAGUGACGGGACGGGCCGACCUGCGGUCAGUAGUGUCAACUGCGCAGCUACUGUCGGCAGUGCGAGCGUCAAAUUCCGCGGUGGAGCCAGCUGGCUGUACAAUCUCUUCAAAAGAUUCGUUGACAAGGCGUUACGCAGUGCGAUGCAAAAACAGAUGUGCCCUCUGGUGGCUUCUGCAGUGUCCGAUUUGAACCCUCAAUUGAAAACUCUCAAUGUUCUAGCCAAGGUGGACAAGCAUGCAGAGAUUGAAUAUUCCAUGGUGUCAUCGCCCACUCUUUCAAAAUCUUCUAUUGACUUGAGCUUGAAGGGUGAAUUUUACAACAUCGGGAAGCAUCAGGAGCCUCCGUUCUCCCCUGCAGCCUUUUCCCUGCCGCCCCAGAUCGACAACAUGUUGUACAUCGGCAUGUCUGCCUUCACCCCCAACUCUGCAGCCUUCGUCUACAACAGAGCUGGAGUCCUCAGUCUGUUCAUUACUGAUGACAUGAUCCCGCAAAGCUCUCCCAUCCGACUCAAUACCAGAACGUUCGGAGCCCUCAUCCCACAGAUCGCCAAACGUUUCCCAGGUCUGAUGAUGAAGCUGCUGGUGAAGACGGUGAAAAGUCCCGCCGUCACUUUUGAACCCAACAACAUGACUGUUCAAGCCACUGGCACCGUGACGGCCUACGCUAUCCAACGCAACACCACACUUUCCCCUCUCUUUGUCCUGAACUUGGAGACUAGUGUCAGCACCCGAGUGUUUGUCAGUGGAAUGAGGGUGGCUGGAGCUGUUUCCCUCAACAAGAUGUCUCUGACCCUGGGGAAAAGUUAUGUGGGAGACUUUCAGGUCAGAUCCCUGGACAGCAUCCUGCAAUUGGUCCUGAAAGUGGUAGUGAUACCCAGACUGAAUGUUCAACUUGCAAAGGGAUACCCUCUUCCCGCAAUUGGAAAGAUGAAGCUUGUGAACACUAAGCUUCAGAUCCUGAAGGUCAGAAACAUUAUAUUUUCUACAGAACUGCAUGUUUUUGAGCCAGCUGAAUGUUUAUACCUUGUACUUGAUACAAACACAGUUGAUAUCUAAUUGAUCAACAGAACUCAUCAUCUCAAACCUGUUAUUAAAUGCUGCUGUUGUGUUUUAUUUUUAGGACUACAUGCUGAUUGGGACAGAUGUGCAGUUUUCAGGUUGAACAGCUUUUUUUGGGAACUCCAUGGAGUCAUUUCCACACUGGGGCAUGCAGCUAUGGAGGCACAACCACAGCAAGAGCGCAACUACCUGCCAAAUUUCAAAAAGGAACUCAAUGAUGUACAAAUAUUAACUUCUCCUACAAGCUUGAGAAAUGCAGUCCUCCAGUUUGCAUUUGUGCUUUUUUAUAGCUUUUUUUUUAUAUUGUUUCUCUUUUGUUAAAUCAGUAAAAUAUGAAUUCAGGUCAUGUUAUUUUCUCCAUCUAAAAUGUAGAUGAGGGCAGUGAACUUUUCCAACAGGGUUACAGAAGUCCUGUCAUAACAGGAGACAGUCUGCAGGACGGGACUUUGCUGUUGUCACCAUAAUCAUCUUUUUCGAAAUAACAUGCUCCUUCCAAAGCAGAUCACAGCACUUUCUGCUGCUGACUUGAGGCAAAUUCUUUCUUAAAGUUUUCUGACUUUGUAGCUCGCAGAGUGAUUGUAAAAAUGUGCUGAUCCACGACAUUUUUACUGCAGUUUGGGCAAUCCAAUAAAAAAUGCAAUGACAUCAAUAAAGUAUCACUGCUAACACCAAAAUAAAACAGCUGUAGCAUGUAUGAAACAAACGGUAUGGUUUAAAUAUGUUUCAGUAUCUUAAGCAGUUUAAUAUGUACAUACACAUUACACAUAGUGAGUACUGACUGUAUUAAUAACACAAUGCAGUUUUAAUUAGCUCAUCUUUCAUCAGAUAUGAACUUGAGUCCAAUGUGACUGUGUCUGAGAUGCAAGAAUCCCCGUAUAAACAGUCUCCACAUGUCUUCAAAGUCAGAUGAGAAGAAAGAGGUGUGCCAGAUUUUU
Thunnus maccoyii (southern bluefin tuna) is the source of this 3498-nucleotide messenger RNA. RefSeq names its product bactericidal permeability-increasing protein-like. The transcript is spliced from 15 exons. Gene Ontology annotation, molecular function: lipid binding. The coding region runs from base 1088 to 2560 and encodes 490 amino acids. The record is from RefSeq and is a predicted model, not a curated record. NCBI's taxonomy places the organism in Eukaryota, Metazoa, Chordata, Actinopteri, Scombriformes, Scombridae.